GUAGUGGCUCUUUAUGACUACACAGCCAGCCGAUCAGAUGAACUAACCAUCCAUCGCGGAGACAUUAUCCGAGUGUUUUUCAAAGAUAAUGAAGACUGGUGGUAUGGCAGCGUAGGAAAGGGGCAGGAAGGUUAUUUUCCAGCUAAUCAUGUGGCUAGUGAAACACUAUAUCAAGAAUUGCCUCCAGAGGUAAAGGAGCGAUCACCUCCUUUAACUCCCAAGGAAAAACCUAAAACAGAAAAACUUUCUUCAGCUUCUCAAAAGCAGUCAGUCAAUAAGGAAAAGCCCCAGGAUUUCAGACUGGGCUCACAAUCUAUGGCACAUUCUGAAAUGAGCAAAGAACAGAACCAUGAGGACCGAGCACAUAAAGCAGAUAUGCAGGCAAAGAAGAGUGAGCAAACAGGCCGAAAAGUCACCCUAAUAGAGGCCUGCCAACCCUGGGCACACUGUCACAUUGCAUUAUGGAGGCCUCACUUGGUUGCUGGGAGUGCACUCCUCACAUUCUCAAGUCUGAUCUCCAGAGAGAACCAGCUGCUGGCCCUGCCCCUGGAAAGGCCUACUGGGCCACUCAGGAUGUCCACAGAAGACCACGUCCUUUUCUGA
Castor canadensis (American beaver) is the source of this 603-nucleotide messenger RNA. NCBI's taxonomy places the organism in Eukaryota, Metazoa, Chordata, Mammalia, Rodentia, Castoridae. The record is from RefSeq and is a predicted model, not a curated record.